This is a messenger RNA of Alligator sinensis (Chinese alligator), 2625 nucleotides long. RefSeq names its product glutamate ionotropic receptor kainate type subunit 5 (gene GRIK5). The transcript has 20 exons. Gene Ontology annotation, biological process: synaptic transmission, glutamatergic; modulation of chemical synaptic transmission; monoatomic ion transport. Gene Ontology annotation, cellular component: presynaptic membrane; postsynaptic membrane; kainate selective glutamate receptor complex. Gene Ontology annotation, molecular function: transmitter-gated monoatomic ion channel activity involved in regulation of postsynaptic membrane potential; kainate selective glutamate receptor activity. Bases 28 to 2625 code for a protein of 865 amino acids. The record is from RefSeq and is a predicted model, not a curated record. NCBI's taxonomy places the organism in Eukaryota, Metazoa, Chordata, Crocodylia, Alligatoridae.
AGCCUUCCCCAUGAGGAAGGGAGGAAGAUGCCGGCUCUGCCCCCACUGUUGCUGCUGCUGAUUGUCGCCUUUGUACCCCGAAGCCUACAGGUCCUCUCGUCCCUGCGCAUGGCGGCCAUCCUGGAUGACCAGACAGUGUGUGGGCGCGGGGAGCGCCUGGCCCUGGCCCUGGCCCGGGAGCACAUCAACAGCAUCAUCGAGGUCCCAGCCAAGGCUCGUGUGGAGGUUGACAUCUUUGAGCUGCAGCGGGACAGCCAGUACGAGACCACCGACACCAUGUGCCAGAUCCUGCCCAAGGGUGUCGUCUCGGUGCUGGGCCCCGCGUCCAGCCCAGCCUCGGCCUCCACUGUCAGUCACAUCUGUGGGGAGAAGGAGAUCCCACACAUCAAGGUGGGUCCAGAGGAGACCCCACGCCUGCAGUACCUGCGCUUUGCCGCUGUCAGCCUCUACCCCAGCAACGAGGACCUGAGCCUGGCUGUGGCCCGGGUGCUUCAGGCUUUCCACACGCCUGCUGCCAGCCUGCUCUGCGCCAAGGCUGAGUGCCUGCUGCGAUUGGAGGAGCUGGUGCGGCAGUUCCUGAUCUCCAAGGAGACGCUGUCCAUCCGGAUGCUGGACGAGAGCCAGGACCCAACACCGCUGCUCAAGGAGAUCCGGGAUGACAAGGUCUCCACCAUCAUCAUCGACGCCAACGCCUCCGUCUCCUGCCUCAUCCUCAAGAAGGCGUCAGAGCUCGGCAUGACAUCGGCCUUCUACAAGUACAUCCUGACUACCAUGGACUUCCCCACGCUGCAUCUGGAUGGCAUCGUGGAUGAAAACUCCAAUGUCUUGGGCUUCUCCAUGUUCAACACCAGCCACCCCUUCUACCUGGAGUUCGUUCGCAGCCUCAACAUGUCCUGGCGUGAGAACUGCGAGCUCAGCCCCUACCCCGGCCCUGCGCUCUCGGCGGCGCUGAUGUUCGACGCAGUGCACGUCGUGGUGGGUGCCGUGCGGGAGCUGACCCGCAAGUUUGGCGUGCGCCACCUUGCCUGUCCCUCCGCCAGCAUCUGGCAGCAUGGCACCAGCCUCAUGAACUACCUCCGCAUGGUGAGCNNNNACGGGCUGACGGGGCGCGUGGAGUUCAACAGCAAGGGGCAGGGCACGAACUACACCCUGCGCGUGCUGGAGAAAGCACCCGAUGGGCACCGCGAGGUGGGCGUGUGGUACUCGAACCGGACGCUGGCCAUGAAUGCCACCUCGCUUGCCCUGGAUGCCCCUGACACCCUGGCCAACAAGACCCUCGUUGUGACCACCAUCCUGGAGAACCCGUACGUGAUGCGGCGGGCGGGCGCGGGCACCGAGUACGAGGGCUUCUGCGUGGACAUGCUGCGUGAGCUCGCCGACAUCCUCAAGUUCCGCUUCCGCAUCCGCCUGGUGGAGGACGGGCUCUAUGGCGCCCCCGAGCCCAACGGCUCCUGGACCGGCAUGGUGGGCGAGCUCAUCAACCGGAAAGCCGACCUGGCGGUGGCGGCCUUCACCAUCACAGCCGAGCGCGAGAAAGUCAUCGACUUCUCCAAGCCCUUCAUGACCCUCGGCAUCAGCAUCCUCUACCGCGUGCACCUGGGCCGCAAGCCGGGGUACUUCUCCUUCCUGGACCCCUUCUCCCCGGCCGUCUGGCUCUUCAUGCUCCUGGCCUACCUGGCCGUCAGCUGCGUCCUCUUCCUCGCCGCCAGGCUGAGCCCGUACGAGUGGUACAACCCUCACCCCUGCCUGCGGGAGCGACCACACGUACUGGAGAACCAGUACACGCUGGGCAACAGCCUCUGGUUCCCCGUGGGCGGCUUCAUGCAGCAGGGCUCAGAGAUCAUGCCCCGCGCCCUGUCCACGCGAUGUGUCAGCGGGGUCUGGUGGGCCUUCACGCUCAUCAUCAUCUCGUCCUACACGGCCAACCUGGCCGCCUUCCUCACGGUGCAGCGCAUGGAGGUGCCUGUGGAGUCGGCUGACGACCUGGCCGACCAGACCAACAUCGAGUACGGCACCAUCCACGCUGGUUCCACCAUGACCUUCUUCCAGAACUCACGGUACCAGACCUACCAGCGCAUGUGGAACUACAUGCAGUCCAAGCAGCCAAGCGUGUUUGUGAAGAGCACGGAGGAGGGGGUGGCCCGGGUGCUCAGCUCACGCUAUGCCUUCCUGCUCGAGUCCACCAUGAAUGAGUACCACCGGCGCCGCAACUGCAACCUCACGCAGGUCGGCGGCCUGCUCGACACCAAGGGCUACGGCAUCGGCAUGCCCCUCGGAUCCCCGUUCCGGGAUGAGAUCACGCUGGCCAUCUUGCAGCUGCAGGAGAACAACCGGCUCGAAAUCCUGAAGCGCAAGUGGUGGGAGGGCAGCCACUGCCCCAAGGAGGAGGACCAUCGUGCCAAGGGCCUGGGCAUGGAGAACAUCGGGGGCAUCUUUGUGGUGCUUGUCUGCGGCCUCCUCAUCGCCGUCUUCGUAGCCGUCAUGGAGUUCGUGUGGGCCACGCGCCGCUCCGCUGAGACCCAGGAGGUCUCGCUGUGCCAGGAGAUGCUGCGGGAGUUGCGCGGCGCUGUGUCCUGUCGGAAACCACCACGGGCCCGUGCCCGGCGCCGUCCCCGCCGGCUGUAG